Symbiodinium sp. CCMP2456 is the source of this 5949-nucleotide messenger RNA. The record is from the annotation of a GenBank genome assembly. NCBI's taxonomy places the organism in Eukaryota, Dinophyceae, Suessiales, Symbiodiniaceae.
AUGGGCCAGGCGGGCAGCGCAAGCGCGGAGCUGCUGACGCUGGGGGGCUGCCUCGAGAAGCUGGGCGAUGACGAGCUGCUUCGGGCUGCCUUCGCUUUCCUGCACUCGCGGCCGAGCUUGCUGGAGCGUGCCCGGGCGCGGUUCUCGGCGCCACUGGACUUCGAGGAUCCAGGCCCGGCCACGCCCCAAUCGCUGGCGAAGGAUGGCGUCACGAUCCUCGCAGAGAGCGAGUGGAGUCCCCCGCGGCUUCACUGCAGCGAGGUGAAGCCUGGCCAGCCUCUUGCAUGGACCUCGCUCCCAGGCCUCGCGAUGGCUGCCAGUCGCAUCGAGGGCUUCCGCGGUUUCUGGGCCUUGCGCUUUCCGGGCACCCGCAAGCUGGAGUUCCUUCUAAAUGAUGGCUACAACAACUGGCAGAAGAACGGUGGUGCGAACUUUGUGGCCGACGGGCCUGGGCUUUUUCUGCUGCGCGACGGCAAGCUUCGGCGCUGGGCCGAAGGAACGGCGGCAACGACUGCACCCGAGGCACCUCAGCUGACUGGUGACGCAUUGGAGAUGGCCAAGGAGGGGGGCAUCGUGUUCCUGUUUCAGAGCCGCUGGGCCAAGCCGCGUCUGCACUACCGCCCCAGUGAGGCUGAGCCUUGGACCAGCCCUCCUGGCGAGGCGAUGGAGCCGAGCGGACUUGACGGCUUUCCACACCGCGACGGCUGGUGGGCGCUCCGCCUGCCGACUGCUCAGGCUCUGGAGUGCGUGCCCAACGAUGGAGGAUCUCAGUGGCACAAGGUGCGUGGCGGGAACUGUCACAUACCCGGUCCUGGUGCCUGGACGCUGAUGGGAGAAAGUCUACAAAAGCUCGGGCAGGCGAUCACGGCAGCGCCGGCAGUGGCAGCGCCGGCGCCCGCACCGUCCGCGACCGUGGGAGCGGCCUCGGACUCCGCGCCGCCGGUGGCUCUGGAGUCGGCCUCCGAAGGGCUGAGGCUGUUGGAGAUGUUGGAGGGCAAGAACGUCGUGCUGCUCUACCGCAGUGCCUGGGCCAGCCCACAUCUUCAUUGCAGGCAGUUGACGGAUCAGGGCCUUGCCGGUGCCUGGUCCCAGCUGCCCGGCCUCCCCUUCGCAGCCUCGGCAGCGGCCGAGGACUUGGAAGGUGCAGGGGAACUCUUCGUGGCCCGGCUGCCCGCCGAGGUUCGAGGCCUGGAGUUCGUGCUGAAUGACGGAGGGCCCCACUACCGCUGGGACAAGGCGGCCGGCGGCGGGAACUUCCGGAUUCCGCCGAAGUCCGAGGGUGUCUGGCUGGUGAGCGGCGGCCGCCUGGAAAAGCUCCAGCCGCCGCCCUCACCCUCCGACGCACCCACCGUGACGGCGGUGACCCGAACUUCCGUCGCACUCUCCUGGCGACCGGCGGCCUCCAGCGUGAAAGGCUACCGGCUCUUCCGGAACGGCAAGCAGGUGGCCUCCCUGGCCUCGGCGGUUCUGCAGUACACCGAUGCUGGCCUCCUGGCGGCCCACGAGUAUACCUACGCCCUUGCAGCGGUGAGCACGCAAGGGGCUCUGGGCACUGCGAGCCCCACCGCUUCUGCCACGACGGAAGCGGCAGGCCCUCCGGGCAAAGUGGGCGCUCUGCGGGUGUCGGCCGCCAGUGGCCGGGGGAUCUCGCUCGAGUGGACCGCGCCAGAGGACACCGGUGGCGCCCCGGUGACAGCCUACCUAGUCCAGCGCUCCGACAAGGAGGCGCCGACGACAUUGCUGGCCUCACAGCUGGCCGGAGAGAAGCGCGAGAAAUUUGCCUGGACAGACAAGGACAUCGUGCGUGGGAGCAGCUACAGUUACACGGUUGUGGGCGCCCAUUUGCCGCCCCUUGCGGAGAAGGAGCUGCGGGAGGCCGUACUCAAGGAGCGGCAGGCCAGCGUUCCACCGGAGGAAGACCAUUUCCCACACGUGGCAGAGGAGUUUAAUCUGGGUGCAGCAACGGGAGUGGAGACUACGGCCGUGGAUGCGCUGGAGGUGGGCUCUUGCCACGAGAGCUUACGCGAGCACCUGGCAGAGGUGCAGGGCAAGAAGAUGGGCGUCACCGUCUUUUACAAGUCCUGCUGGGGCCGUACCUAUGCACACUGCUGUGCUCAGGAGGACCGCUGGAGCGAGUUGCCCGGUGUGGCUUUGGAAGCGAGCCCUUGCCACGCCUUCAGCCAGGCCGAGGACUGGCUGGUGCUGUGCCUCCCGUACGCACGAAGCCUGGAGCUCGUGAUGAACGAUGGCGGACGCGGCUGGGACAAGGCCCCGGGCGGGAAGAAUUACAAAGUGAUGACUCCCGGCGUCUUUGUGUUGACCCACGGCCACCUGGACCCCGUGGCCUUGCCACCCCAGCAGCCUCAGAACCUCACGGCGGAGGCCGUGGACGGCUCGCGGGUGCAGCUUCUCUGGGAGCCGCCGGCGCUGGCGGACGGGGAAGCCCCGGUGAAGUGCUACCGCAUCUUCCGCAACGCUCGCCUCAUCGGCCAGACCGAGACCACGUCCUGCUAUUUCCUCGACAUCAACCUCUUUGCAUUCACCGACUACGAGUACUCUGUCGCUGCUGUCAACGGCCAGGACGUUGCCGGGCCGCUGAGCGAUGCGGCCAGUGUGAAGACGAAGCUGCCAGGUCUGCCCACUGCACCCAGGAACCUGCGCGCCAACACCCGGAAGGAGCACGGGAGCCUCGUGGUCUCCCUGGAGUGGGAGCCGCCCGCGGACUGCGGAGGCGCGCCCGUGGCUUCCUACGAGAUCCUUCGAGACGGGAGCGUCAUUGACAUCUACGAGGUGCCGAAUGCCCGCAUCCGCAGCGAGGCGGAAGCCGCGAAGCCGCUGGACCCGGAGGCCGCCGCCGCGCGGCGCUGGGUACGCUCGACGUGCUCCUACUCCAACCUGAGCUGGUUCAAGGACGGAAUGGCCUGGACGGACACCGGCGUGCAGCUUGGCGAAUGUUACUCCUACCAGGUGCGGGCGGUGCAGCUGGGCCCGGAGCGUGCCACACAACUCAAGCAGGGCGGUGUGGUCCAGCGCUGUGGCUCGCAGUUCCUGGACAACGUCUUGCCGGACGUGAUUGGCCCUGCGAGCGAACCGGCGCAGGUUCGCGCAACGGCCUUCCUGGACCCACCGAAGCUGGGCGAGCAGAGGUGCAUCAUCAUGUUCCAGGCCUUCGACUGGGGAAGCCAUAAGGCUCCGUCCUGGUACAAUGUGCUUUUGGGCCUUUUGCCGGAGCUGCGCAGCGCCGGCAUCAACAUGUGCUGGCUCCCGCCGCCCUCCGACUCCGUGGAUGACCACGGCUACUUGCCCAGGAAGUGGUACGUCUUGGACAACAACUACGGCACUGCCGAGGAGCUGCAGCACCUAAUCGGCAGCAUGCACGAGCAGGAGAUCGUGCCCAUGUUGGACGUCGUCGUGAACCACCGCUGCGCCUCCUUGCAGGACUCCGCAGGGCGCUGGCUGAAGUUCGAGGAGCCGGACUGGGAGGGCUGGGCCGUGUGCUGCAACUCCCCGGCGGUGCCCGGGGGCAGCGGUGCCCACACCACAGGCGAGCCGGCCGCGUACGCGCCCAGCGUGGACCACUCCAAUCCUCGCAUCCGCUCCGACGUGAACGAGUACAUCCGCUACUUGAUGGACGAGAUCGGCUUCCGCGCUCUGCGCUUCGACUUCGUCAAGGGUUACGCGCCCCGCUUCCAGACAGACUACGUGAAGGCAGCGGGGGAGCCCUUUGCUGUUGCCGAGAACUGGAACGGUGACGUGAAUGGGCUGCACGACUAUGUUCGAGAGUGUCAAGGCAAGAUGGCCGUCUACGACUUCCCGUUGUACUACGUCCUGAAGCGCUGCAUCCACAGCAACAACUUUGAGGAGCUGAACUGCGGUGGGCGCCUCGCGGGCAUCGCGGGUCGGGAUCCUGCGCGGUCCUGUACCUUCAUCGACAAUCACGACACCUACCAGCUCGCCAUUGUCGGGGGAUGUUUUGGCAACAACGACCAGGUGCUGCGGGCCUAUGCCCUGAUCUUGACGCACCCGGGUACGCCCUGCGUCUUCCACUGGGAUUACGUCCGGGCACCCUAUGUCCGCGAAAAGCUGCUGGAACUCUGUGCUGUUCGGAGAGACGCGAACGUGCAUUCCACGUCCCAGCUGCACAUCCACUGUGCAGCUCAUGGGCUUUACGCUGCCACCAUUGGCGGAAAUGUCGCGAUAAAGAUCGGGACCAAUGACUGGAGCCCUGGUGGUGGAUGGAAGGUCGGCUGCUUCGGUGCGGAGUUUUGCGUUUGGAUCAAAGGCAAGGGGACGACCCUCGCGUCCCCAGUGAUCGAUUUAGAGCUGUACACGCCGUACACCGGGUUUCAAGUUCCAGCUCCGGUUGGCCUCCAAAUGAGGUGCGAGGAGCGUGGGGAGCCACAGCGGCAGUUGUGGACAGGUGCCGAGGCGACGAGUGGCCCUCUCGCAACGUACCGUGGAUGCAUGCUGCGUGACCUGCGUGACCUGCAUGAGCUCUGUGACUUGUGUCCAACUGCGGCCACAGAUGGACCCCGGCCCCGGGCUCGCACACGCCGACGGAGCCGAGCGAGACGUGCUGGGCAGUUGGCUUUCCUUCUGUGCUGGUGCUCCGAGGAGUCCCUUGCAGAGCCUUUGGAGCUCCUCUCUACAGAGGCCAAGGAUCUCUAUCAGAGGUUUGAUUUCAAGGUGACGGCUGUGGCGCUGCACCUGGCGCCCGCCAGUCAGGUCGCGGCCUCCGCUCCGAUCUACUCGCAGGGUUCUGCCCUGAAAGGCCGCCUUCAGCUGCUGAAGCUCCCCACGCGCUUCAUUGGUGGGGCCUACUUCUUGUUGAUGCUCUCCGUUCCUCCGGCGGACGCAGCAGCCCCGAAUCCUGCAGUUCCCGUUUUCCAUGACAGCCUGGAGGCCUUCAGAGCUGUCGAGCCGGACAGGACCAACUUGACUCUUCUGCUUGACUCAGGUCUCACUGCAGCCGUGAUGCUAACCACAGACGUGUGCAAGACUUUGAAGCUGGCGAUGGGAGGUGAGGGCUCCUUCUCCUCGGGUGUAGGCGCCACGGGCUCGUGCGAGUCGAAGGGGCAGCGUUGUUGGAGGGACCCGGAGACGGAUCCCAAAAAGACGCCGCUCCCACCUCGGAGAGCUCGCCGCUCCGGUUACAGAAUCGAGGCCGCUACGGCUGCGACUUUCGCUUCCGCCCUGCAGGGAAGCAAGCAAAGGCUGACCAAGCGGGUGCAUCAGUUCACCAUUCGGCUCCCCUCCCCGCCGAUCAGCAACCUUCUGAUGAAGGUCCACGUCAAUCGGAGCAUUGCCGGUGAAGUGGGUGUGGCCUUGCAGGGCAUGCUUGGACAAGGACGCUCGGACGGAGCGUCUUCGUGCUUGGCCCCGGGCAUCACUGCCGGUGAGACCAAGCGAUGGCAACUCGAGGCGUUGGGGAUGCCCGGGCGCUUGCAGGGUUUGCUGAUGACGGUGCCGGGAUGCCUGGAGCCGAUCGUGGGCCUCGUGGACACCGGUGCUUCGCACACGGUCCUGAACCGCCAGGCGGCCUACGUCUUGGGCCUUCGCGUAGAUGUAGCUGCAGAGAGGAAGGUACGAGGGAUUGGUCUGGAUAAUUCAGUGCUUGAGAUGCCGCUGCUCAGCCUGGCCAACAUCACCCUGUCGAGUGCGCGGCACGUGAGCAUCGCUCCUCACGAGCCAGGCGGCGGUGCCAACCCCGUGGAGGGGCGGCGCUCCUGGCGGUUUCGCGCGCGGAUCAAGGGUCCCAUUGCCACGUUCCCGGAGGCAGUGGAUGUUGGUGUUGGUGACAUCGGCUUGUUCCAGGAGCUGCUGUCACAACCGCAAGAGACCAUUGGGGACUUCGAUGGGCCUGUGGCCUUGCUGGGUCAGGAUCUCAUGACCCAGAUGCCCCUUCGGUACAGCGCGGCGCGAGGGACGCUCUGGUUCCGCCACGACUGA